Messenger RNA from Didymodactylos carnosus, 1641 nucleotides. NCBI's taxonomy places the organism in Eukaryota, Metazoa, Rotifera, Eurotatoria, Philodinida, Philodinidae. The record is from the annotation of a GenBank genome assembly.
AUGAGUGGUUUACGGAGUGUGCGUUCAACCUAUCCCAGUCGGUUAUUGAUUGUUGAAUGUGGUGCCGGGAGUAAUAGUGAUUUAAUCGCUGGUACAGUAAUGGGAAUUGAUCAGUUGUUUUCAAUAUUAACUACUUAUAUUACACAACAAAAAAUACCACAUUUUUCAUUAAUUGUUGCAUCACAACAGAGUGAAACACUUUUGCCACUGAUAUCGAUUCGUAAUAAUCAUUUACGUAUACAAUGUGCUCUCUAUAAGUUACAGAUAUUAGGAGCACAAAAAUUAUCAACAUCAAUUAAACAGUCGGAUUUUAUUAAUUUGAAUUAUGGAUUAGAAUUGGCUACUGAAGAAAUUAAUUCAUUUUUAAAAAAUGAACAAGAUAGUCAAAUAUUCGUCGUGACCAUGAAUAUUGUUAAUUUUGCUCGUGAAUUACCGUGGAUUAAAUCAUUAUCUUUACCUAAUGAUGAUGAACAUAUUGAUCGUUUAAAUCAUCGACAUACAGUGGGUAUUAUAUUGGUGUGUUGUGCCAUUGUCGUCGGUAUAGCUCUUAUACAUCAUAUACAAACAACUAUUGUUGGAUAUCAAACACGUAUUACAUACACAUUAAUAAUACAAUACCGGAUAAAUUGUUCAUAUAUGCAUCCUGAUGAUCAUAUCAUUAUAGGUUAUUAUCAAUGGACACCUCUUAUUCUACUAUUUAUGGCAUUCUGUUUUUAUCUUCCACGUAUGCUCUGGCGUUCAAUGAAUACUCGGUCUGGUAUCGAUAUACAAAAUUUUAUUAGUCAAUGUCAUCCUGAUAAAAGACGUGAUGCAAAAACUGUAACAACAUUAGUUAAUAUACUUGAACAAUAUUGUUCACCAUUAAUUGAAAUAAAAAAAUCAAAUAUAUUUAUUCGAUGUUUACGUGUAGUAUCGUGUACAUCCGGUAAAAGAAUGGGAAAUUAUUUAUCAUCAUUAAAUUUAUUUGUUAAAUUUUUAUAUGUAUUAAAUUCUUUAGUACAAAUUUUAUUAUUAAAUUUAUUUCUUGGUCAAGAUUCUUGGUUAUUUGGAAUCGAUGUUUGGAAUACAAUUAUAUCGGGAAAUAUUCUCAAAGAUUCACCCUAUUUUCCAAGAGUAACAUUAUGUGAUUUAAGAGUAAGAGAAAUUGGAAUUAUACAUAGAUAUACUGUACAAUGUGUUUUACCUAUAAAUAUAUUGAACGAAAAAAUAUUUAUGGUAUUAUGGUUUUGGUUUAUUUACAUAUUUAUUCGAAAUGUUUUGUCAUUUAUUUCUACACUCUGUGAAAUAUUCUUUGAAGGUCGUCGUAUAUCGUAUAUUCGCCGUUUAUAUACAGUAUUUCCAUCUCGUUCUGGAAAUGAUCGUUAUAUUGCACAAUUUACAAGUGAUUAUUUAAUGUAUGAUGGUACUUUGAUUAUACAUUUAAUAUCGGAUAAUGCCGAUGAUAUUAUAGCAGCACAAGUUGUAAUAGAAAUGCUUAAUAAAUAUGCCAUACAACAGGAGAAUGGAAGAAUAAAAUAUCCACAGGAGAAUGAGAGAAUAAGACAACAACAGGAGAAUGAGAGAGUAGGACAACAACAGGAGAAUACGAGAAUAAGACAGCAACGAUUGUCAGAUGAUGAAUUGUUGCAUUCAUCUGUUUAA